GGACCUGGGUUGGCAGCUGCUACCUGCGGUGCAGAGCGAGGAUAUGGAUCGUGGGCAGAGCCAGGGGGCUGCACGGCUGCAACUGCUGCAGCUUCUGUGGCUGCUGCCCCGCUCCUGGGCCGGCCCUGCAGUGGCUGCUCCGGCCUGGCGGGAUGAGCUGCAAAACCACACGUUCCUGCACACGGUCUUCUGCCAGAUGGGGAAUCCCUCUGAGGGGCUCUUCGAAGCCUAUGACUCGGACCUGCUCUUCUCCUUCGACUUUUCCCAGAGAACCCGUGUGCCUCGCCUGCCCGAAUUUGCUGACUGGGCCCAGGACCAGAGCGACAUCUCUGACAUUUUGUUUGACAGAUGGUUCUGCCAGCAGUUGGUCCAGAAUGUGGGCCCACAUCUUGACGGGAAGAUCCCGGUGUCCCGAGGCUUCCCCAUCGCGGAGGUGUUCCCGCUGAGGCCCCUGGAGUUUGGCAAGCCCAACACGCUGGUGUGUUUCAUCAGCAACCUCUUCCCGCCCAUGCUGAGCGUGAGUUGGCAGCACCACUUGGAGCCGGUGCAGGGAGCUGGGCCCACCUUCGUCUCGGCUGUCGAUGGACUCAGCUUCCAGGCCUUCUCGUACUUAAACUUCACCCCACAGCCCUCUGACCUUUACUCCUGCAUCGUGACUCACGAGAUCGACCGCUACACAGCAGUUGCCUACUGGGUGCCGCAGAACGCACUGCCCUCGGCUCUCCUGGAGAAUGUGCUGUGUGGCCUGGCCUUUGGCCUGGGUGUGCUGGGCAUCAUUGUGGGCACUGCCCUCAUCAUCUCCUUCCGCAGGCCUUGCUAAGGGACUGAUUCCCCCGACCAGAGCCAGAUGCCAGCAGCUUCCAAAGUCCGAGCAGGGGGUGCUCAGGGCUCUCACAGCCCGCCCAGGAUGUCCCCCACCGAGUGUGUGUGUGUGUGUAUGUGUGUGUGUGUGUGUGUGUGUGUGUGUGUAGGGGCUCUGCUGUCCCUGGCCUUGUGUCUGGAGCAGCCCAGGGUGGUCAUAUCCCUCCCAACUUCAAGGCAAUAAAUGUCA
Molecule: messenger RNA, 1051 nt
Organism: Oryctolagus cuniculus (rabbit)
Lineage: Eukaryota; Metazoa; Chordata; Mammalia; Lagomorpha; Leporidae
Gene: RLA-DMA
Product: histocompatibility antigen DM heterodimer heavy chain-like
Biological process (GO): antigen processing and presentation; immune response
Cellular component (GO): membrane; MHC class II protein complex
Source: RefSeq, marked provisional